AGAUUGUCUUCUGCUAGCAACAGCUGAAGAAGACUUGACAGUAUUCCACCGACUUCCAGACCAACAUAUUGGCUUAGGCGUAUACGGAACAUUUUCUUGAUGCGGAAAACCCGCCUGAUAAUCUUGCCGGCGCGAUGCCUAGCCAUGAUCGGCUUCCUACUGCUCUACCUCGCGUGUCCCAUCCUGGCGGAGAUGUCUCGAGGCAAACCGGACCGUGGGUUGGCAUCCUCUUUCCAGCUUGAAGUGUUAGAACACUGUGCCAGCCCGCCGGAGGACCCAGGGGAAGGAGGAUGUGCGGACAGCCGGAAUGCUCUAGCGAAGAUGACUCGGACCGUUCCACCGGACAAUGAACACGAUAAUACUUGCUCCACAACUGAUGUAUUCCUACUGGAGAACACCUGUACAGUGGACCAACGUCCUGCGGAGAACGUACAUGGACAUUCCAGACAAGCCAAACGGUAUGCAAAUGCCUCUCCUAGAAGACUUUUGGCUGCUCGUUCAACGGACCCGACUGCAGCAGUCGUUAAGAUACAGGCUCCUCGGCAUCAGGUUAAGUACAGGUCACUGAAAAGACGAGAAGUUCCUGACGUAGAACUGGCAGUAACUUCUCAGCAACAAGGCAUAACAACACGAACUCUGUUAUCUGUGGAGAGUGCUGCCAGAAUUGCCUCAGAGCGAACUGAUACUGUCAGGAGAGCUCUGUCCAUGGAACAUGAUGAACCCAAGGAAACGGCUAAGAAGUUACUUUCCCGCCGAAUACCAGAGUUGGAAGCAUCGCGAAGGAUGUUAGCAGAAAGACAGUAUCCUAGCAGAACCGUUCCUGACUCAAGGGCCUUAGUCGAAAGAGACAUUUCUAGGAGACAGUCAAGGGAAAGGCAAGCUUCGAGACGUACAAUGGAACGUGGAAUGUUUCAAAUUGAUGGAUCCAGGAGAUUCACAUUUGAAAGACAGUCUUUUCGCAAACUUUCUGCCGACCGUAGAGUGUCUGAGUCCGAUGUUUCUACAAGAACGUCAACUGAGAGAAAAUCUUCCCUGAGAACUUCAACGGAUCAUAGGAUGUUCGAGCCUGAUGCAGCCAGAAGAUCGUCUGUCGCAAGGCAAUCUGAACGGAGGAUGUCAACUGAACGCAGAAUUAGCGAGCCUGCUGCAUCUAGGUUAUCAGAAAAAAGAGAGUCUUCACGAAGACUGUUAACAGAUCGUAGGAUGCUCGAAUACAGUCCUUACAGGAGAAUGUCUAUUGAAAGGCAAUCUUCUCGAAGCCUAGUAUCAGAUAGAAUUUCUAAAAUUCGAUUUGAGUCUAUGGCAUCUUCUGAAAGGAGCUUCUCUGGCACUAGAUCCUCACGCAGUCCCACAACCGACAUCCGUCAAGAUGGUUCUAGAAAAACUCGUUUGGGAAUAAGGACAUUAUCGGAAGAAAUACAGGGAAGCCGAGUUUCAAAAGAACGUUUGUAUCCUGAACGACGAUCAAUUUCAAGGGCAGUGCAGCCAGAAGAGCGAAGACAUUAUGCAGAGAAGUCGUUUUCUAGAAGAAAUUCCCUUGAUGAAGCUCGAAGGUCUAAUGAACAACAUUUGAAAAGAAGCCUCUCCGAAGCAAGAAUUAAAUCCGAAAGAAUAAAUAUCAUCCGAGGGAUAACCAGGAACAUAAAUUCCCACAUUCCUUCCGACCACCGUGAUUCUAGAACGUUUCCAUCUACCGGCAUAGCUAUCAGAAGUUCAAGUACUGGCAGGGGAUCUGACGAACGCCGAAAUGUGAGAAUGUCUCAUGAGGGAUUAUUUCGCUUAACUUCUCCAGUUCGCCAUCUAUCAUUGUCUUCCGAACAAAACAAAAAUCAGAGGCAGUUUUCUGAAUCUAUUUCUAAAAUAUCUGCGGGUCGUCGAAAUAUAAGAAUAUCCAACGACAGACUGUCCCCCGAAAUUUCAUCAGAUCUCAUUGAAACUUUUAGGAUUUCGGAUGAACGACUUUCUACAGUUUCUAGCAUCAAAUUACUACCAAAUAGAAACUCGAUCAAUUGCGUUGAUGUAUACAGAAUUGCUGACAAUCGAAGAAUUAGUGCAACUUCAAAUGAGAUAAUUUCAUCGCCUAGAUUAUCAGCUACCCGGAGAACAUCUGAAGAACACCGCAGUCUCACAUUGCAUCAUGAAAUGGCUCUUUUCCGUUUAUCUCGAAGACAUGUUCCUCUUGAAGAAAGGAGGAAUAUGAAAUUUAAUCAUGAAAGACGAUCCAUUUCGUCGGAAUGGUAUAGUCGUCGUGCUUCAGAUAGGAAAACAGAGAAACGGCGAUUUUCUUCCGAUAGAUCAGCACCGUUUAGAAUCUCAAAGGAAAGAAGCUCUUCAAAAACGUCAACUUCCACAGAUCGCCCACUCACAACAUCUAGGAAAAUACUGUAUGCGAAUCCCUUAGGUGGGCGAACAGUUCAAGAUGAAUACAGGCGAUUGCCUGAACACCAUGCUUCAAGACGAAUUGUUACCCGCAGCAUAAGUGACGAACAUCGAUCUUCAGGGAUUUCUCUUUCUAGGAAUAACCACGCCGCUGAGUCUGAAACAACACGUAGUCUGGGCAGAAAUUCAGUAGAAAAAAAAUCCAAAGCAACGAUCGCUGAACGUUUAAACAAACUCGGUGAUUCACGGAGGAUUUCUGCUAGACAACUAAUAUCCGAACAGAAAUUUAGGUUUACUGAAAGGUCUACGAUGUCUGCUGGUAUUUCAGUAUCUGCAACGAAUUAUAGGAGGGUUUCUGCCGAACGACUGGUACUGGAAAGAAAUUCCAGGAGAUGGUCUGAACGUCUGGCAUCUGUCAGGUAUUCCAGGAUAUCUGCUGAACGAUUGACACCCGAAAGAAAUACUGGAAGAUCGCCUGAACGUCUAGCAUCUGUCAGGGAUUCCAGGAUAUCUGUUGAACGAUUGACACCCGAAAGGAAUACUGGAAGAUCGCCUGAACGUCUGGCAUCUGUCAGGGAUUCCAGGAUUUCUGCUGAAAGAUUGGCACCUGAAAGGAAUACUGGAAGAUCGCCUGAACGUCUGACAUCUGUCAGGGAUUCCAGGAUAUCUGCUGAAAGAUUGGCACCCGAAAGGAAUACUAGAAGAUCGCCUCAACGUAUGGCAUCUGUCAGGGAUUCCAGGAUAUCUGUUGAACGAUUGACACCUGAGAGGAAUACUAGAAGAUCGCCUGAACGUCUAGCAUCUGUCAGGGAUUCCAGGAUAUCUGUUGAACGAUUGACACCUGAGAGGAAUACUAGAAGAUCGCCUGAACGUCUAGCAUCUGUCAGGGAUUCCAGGAUAUCUGUUGAACGAUUGACACCUGAGAGGAAUACUAGAAGAUCGCCUGAACGUCUGACAUCUGUCAGGGAUUCCAGGAUAUAUGCUGAAAGAUUGACAUCCGAAAGGAAUGCUAGAAGGUCGCCUGAACGUCUGGCAUCUGUUAGGGAUCCCAGGAUAUCUGCUGAACGAUUGACACCCGAAAGGAAUACUAGAAGAUCGCCUGAACAUCUGGCAUCUGUCAGGUAUUCCAGGAUAUCUGCUGAAAGAUUGACACCCGAAAGGAAUACUAGAAGGUCGCCUGAACGUCUGGCAUCUGUUAGGGAUCCCAGGAUAUCUGCUGAACGAUUGACACCUGAAAGGAAUACUAGAAGAUCGCCUGAAAGUCCGACUUCUGUCAGACAUUACAAGAAGUUUUCUGCUGAACGACUUACAUCCAAAAGGCAGUCCAGGAGGUCUACUGAAGUUACAUCGUCUGUCAGGGAUUUAACAAGGAAUUCUCCUGAACAGAUGGUAUCCGCAAGAGAUUCCAGGAGGUAUGCUGAACGUUUGGCAUUAGUCACAAAUAUCAGAACCGUGUCUGUCAACCGAAUGGCAUUUGGGGAGAAUUCUCGACGGUCUGUUGAACGUUCAGUUUCAUUAAGGAACUCUAGGCAAAUUUCAACCAGAUCUUCCAGAUCUGCUGACCCAACUGUAACAGUUUUGGGAACAAGGAGUUCUGCAGAACGAUCGGUUUCUGAGAGGGAUUCAAGACGCUCAGCUGAACGUCUAGCACCAGUUACUAUUUCUAGGGUUUAUACCGAAAGAGUAGCAUUUGUCAGGCGCUCAGUUGGCAGUUGGGCACUUGGAAGAGAUUUCAGACGCGGUUCUACUGUACCACUGGCAUUUGAAGUGGAUAUUAGACGAUCAGUUGAACGUUUGGCAAAUAACAUAAAUUCCAGGACUUCCGCUCAACUAGUGUCUCAAAUGGAGUCCAGAAAAUCAGUCAACUAUUCAUCUUCUCUCAGGAAACCAGAUAGUUUAACUUCUGCAAGGAAAUUCAGAACUUCUGUUGAGCGAAUGUCAUUUGUAAAAAUGGUCAAUGGAAGGAGAUCUGUUUUGAAACAAUAUUCAACUGACCGCUUUGCAACCAAAAAACUGACAGCCAGGGCAUCUAACAGAGCUGUCUUCUCUGAACGCCUUGUGUCACAGCCUGAACAGGUCUCUAUCAUUCGCUUUACUUUGAAGGCUCCAGAACAUUACAGUACCAACAGGAUGACAAAUGUUAGAAACACAAAACUGUCUUAUGGACAUAUCUCAAAUAAUCAAGAUCUGUACCAGAGUUUUGGGCUUUCUGAGAGACGAUUUAUUACUAUGGAUAAUACAACACUGAAGACUGAAUCAUUAUUAAGUAUUGGUUUGCCACUGGGAACAAUACAGAAAUCUAUUUUAAAUUUUAUGCCUGCUCAAUAUUCAAGCUGGACUGACAAGAUCACUGAAUAUGUAAGAUGUGCACUGGCCACUCUGACUUUAUUUUGGCCAGCAUUAACAAUUUGGAAGGGAAAUGCUUUGGAAUAUCUUACAAGCUUAGAUGUGAUACUGGGAUUCUCAACUAAAAUGGAUCGUUUCAACAGUUUCUUUGCUGACAAGCCAACCUCCAACUGUGCUUUUGUACCUGAUGACCUGGCCCUCAUUGGCUCCACCAAACCAGCUCCUGCAGUCAUGAGGGAGAAAGGUGGACUACUCGCUACUCUGAUUGGUGGAGGUGUCAGCGCAGCAGUCAUGAUACUGUCAACAAAGCCUAAAUGAAGGCCAAAACCUAACAGAUCUGUUCACCCCUGUGUCUCCAUACAGUACACUGCAACUUAUAUAGGUGUUUCAGUAGUGUAAUCCAGCAAAAUAUUAGAUAAUAUGUAGAAAUAUUUAAACACAUUUCAGUCAUUCUUAAACAGCCAAAUUCUUCAAUCCUUUAUAAGCAAUUAUAUGUAGUUCUGAUUUGAUAUUCACUCUAACUGUUCAACAAGAGACUUAUUAUCUACAAAUGCAAGUUUCUACAGGAAUAUUUGAAAUAUUGCAUAAGCCAGUAUAAUUUCACAGAGAUGAUGGAUCAUUUUUAAUUUAUUUAAUUUAUUUUAAUCAUAAGACUGAUCUUAAUGUUCAUGUUAAAGCAUUUACAACUCUUGGAUUAGGCAUGAUCUAUAAAAGAAAAUGUUUUUAAGACACUUCAGCACUUUGCACAUAUGACAAAUGUGUUCAUAAAUGUUUUAACAAGUUUGCACAAACAUUUAUAUGCACAAAUACUUUUAUGUUUUCUCAUAUACCUCCAUCUCUGUAGAAUAAUCCUUACUGUUUAAGGCCACUUAAACUUACUGUUUACUAACCAAGAGGUUAACAUUAACAGUGAAUCAUAUUAACAGGGAUUAAAAUUUAUCGGCAUGCAAAACAUUAAAAUGCAAACUCUUUAUAUUAAUUCUUAUGAUCCAAGCUUUCAAGAAAUUGCCCUUUCUAAGGGACACAAGGAUCCAGGCAACUAUUAAAUAAUUUUCUAUAAUACUGUGCCAAAUUUUAGAGUACUCAGGAACUAUUAAUUUAUGCAUAGCUGUUUAAGAAGUGGAUUCUGAAGGGUUCAAUGAUGGUGUAUAGCAUUCAGGAUUAUUGGAUUUUUGGGCUCUGUCCACUUUCCAGUAUUCUGAUAUACACUGUUUUGGAAACUGGAACUGUUUCCAUCCUCAGGUGAGGGGAUGGUAAACACCUACUAUGUUGGGUCAAUUAGAAAAUGCUAACCUCAACUGUCCAGCACUUGUGGUUAGCUCUUUCUAACAUACCCAACAGAGUAGGUGUCUCCCAUCCCCUCACCUGUGGAUAGAAACAGGUCCAGUUUCCAGAACAUUGUGGAUAUUAGAAUACCAGGCACUGAAUAAAGUCCAAAAACCCAUUAAUCCCAUGCUUAAAUAGCAUAGUGCCCAAAGAAUGAAUUUCAGAAAAAUGAUUCACUUACUUCGUACCAGUGUUAGUAAAUUAACCUCAAAACUCUAUAUCUCUCUUUUUUUUUUUCUUUUCUUUUUCUUCCUUUUUUUUUUUUUUAAUUCCGAUUGACUACACAAAUUAAUUUCUAAACUGAUUUCAUAAAAUAUUCAGAUUACUGCUAUAUAUGGUCUGGACACUACUUUCUCUGUAGCUUACAUUUGCUUGCAAGAAAAUUACAAAGGUGAUCAGAACUUCAAGGUCUAUGGUCUAUGUUCCAAGCCAAAUAUAAAACCUUUAAAAAUCAAACAAAUAUUUUUAUAACAACAAAAUAUUAGUAACUGGUUUAUGAACAUCAAUUAAGAAAGCGGAUAUUUAAACACAUAUGUUUCCAAGACACAAAUUAAUGAAUAAGAGUAACGCUCUAAAUCUUAAGAAUACGUAUUAAUCUAAUCAUGUCAGGAAACUUAAAAUAUUUUAUUUUCUGAAUACUGAAAUUAAAAAAUAUUAAACUGUCCUGUGAUAUAUAUGUUUGCUUACAUGUACAGUGUAAUGUAAACAUUUAUGUGGAUAUUCUCCUUGUAGUUGCAUUGUUAGAAUAUUAAAGUGCAGCAUCAAAAAAUC
This is a messenger RNA of Cryptotermes secundus, 6822 nucleotides long. RefSeq lists its product as uncharacterized. The transcript is spliced from 5 exons. The record is from RefSeq and is a predicted model, not a curated record. Lineage: Eukaryota; Metazoa; Arthropoda; Insecta; Blattodea; Kalotermitidae. The coding region runs from base 100 to 5043 and encodes 1647 amino acids.